UUGGCCGCUCGCCGGACUUCAAGCCCCAGCGGCCUUUGCGGCCACGAGCGGCCGGCUUCCGGAAGAAGAACGGUUCUCUCUCGCUCUCCGUCCACCGUUGGCGAAACUGAGGCGGCGGCCAGACGGGAGGCGCAGUGGGCCUAGGCGGAGGGGACGCGCUCGGCGCCGCCGUGGACACGAUGCUCAACAUGUGGAAGGUCCGGGAGCUGGUGGACAAGGCCACCAAUGUGGUUAUGAAUUAUUCAGAAAUCGAAUCUAAGGUUCGAGAAGCAACCAAUGAUGAUCCAUGGGGACCUUCAGGGCAACUCAUGGGAGAGAUUGCCAAGGCCACUUUUAUGUAUGAACAGUUUCCAGAACUUAUGAACAUGCUUUGGACACGAAUGCUAAAAGACAACAAAAAGAACUGGAGAAGAGUUUAUAAGUCUCUGCUGCUCCUAUCUUACCUCAUAAGGAAUGGAUCAGAGCGUGUUGUUACAAGUGCCAGAGAACACAUUUAUGACUUGCGAUCCCUGGAAAAUUACCACUUUGUAGAUGAAAAUGGCAAAGACCAAGGUAUAAAUAUCCGUCAGAAAGUAAAAGAAAUGGUAGAAUUUGCCCAGGAUGAUGAUAGACUUCGCGAAGAGAGGAAAAAGGCAAAGAAAAACAAAGACAAAUACGUUGGUGUUUCUUCAGACAGUGUUGGAGGAUUCAGAUAUGGUGAAAGGUAUGACACUGAGCCCAAGUCAAAAUGGGAUGAAGAAUGGGAUAAAAACAAAGGUGGAUUUCCAUUUAGUGAUAAACUAGGUGAACUCAGUGAUAAAAUUGGGAGCACAAUUGAUGAUACCAUCAGCAAGUUUAGAAGGAAAGACAGAGAGGAUUCUCCAGAAAGAUGCAGUGAUAGCGAUGAAGAAAAGAAAUCUAGAAGAGCUAAAUCACCUAAAGGUGAAUUCAAAGAUGAAGAGGAGACAGUGACCACAAAACACAUCCAUAUUACACAGGCCACAGAGACCACGACCACCAGGCACAAACGCACAGCGAAUCCAUCAAAAACCAUUGACCUGGGAGCAGCUGCACAUUACACAGGAGACAAAGAAAGCCCAGAUCAGAAUGCUGCAACUCACACUUCACAGUCUACAGCAAAGGUUCCAGCCAGCAAGUCCUCCAAUGACCUGGUAGAUAUUUUGUUUGAUGGUGCUGAUCAGUCUCUUCCAAGAGGUGGUUCUCCUGACAUGUUUGGAGGAUUUGCUGAUUUCAACUCCCCUGCUGCUGCCUCUGCAGGAUGUCCUGCAUCACAAGGCACAGCUCCAAGUGGGAAUGGAGAGUUUGGUGACUGGAGUGCCUUCAACCGAGCCUCUCCAGGCCCGGCUGCCUCAUCUGGAGAGCUCUUCAGUGGCACUGCUCCGCCAGCUGUUGAGCUCUUUGGUGGAUCUGCUCAGCAGAGCCUUGGCCAGCCUCCAGCUGCUUCAAAUGCUGGUGACCUCUUUGAUUUGAUGGGUACCUCCCAAGCCACCAUGACCUCUUCCCAAAGCAUGAAUUUUUCCAUGAUGGGUUCCAACACUGUCAGCAUUAAUCUACCUAUGUCAAGAUCCCAGCCUUUGCAAAGUGUCAACCCAAUGAUGCAAAAAUCUAAUCAGCUUUAUAAUCUGAGCACAGAGAUGGUCGCCAAAAAUGCAGGCAAAACCCUACCAUCCACUUGGUCAGACCCCAGUGUUAAUAUCAGUUUGGACAAUUUGGUUCCUGGUAUGCAACCUUCCAAGCCCCAGCAACCAUCACUGAACACAAUGAUUCAGCAGCAGAAUAUGCAACAACCUAUGAAUGUGAUGUCUCAGAAUUUUGCAACCUUGAGCCUCAGUUCGCCUCCCAGCAUGAUGCCUGUUCGACCUCCAGCAAAUCCGCUGAUGGGAGGGCCCGUUUCUGUGGGGAUGGGGAUGCCUACAGUGAUGACUGGCACAAUAGGGAUGGCUUCCAUGGGAAGCAGCCCUAUGAUGAACCAGGGCAUGAUGGGAAUGAAUGUGAACAUGGCGGUGCCAGCUUCUGGAAUGGGUUUGUCAGGCACGAUGGGCAUGGGUGUUCCCAAUAUAGCUGUGGCAUCUUCCAUGAUUCCUGGGACUGCACAACCGAAGCAAGAUGCCUUUGCAAAUUUUGCCAAUUUUAGCAAAUAAAGAUUGUAAACCAGUCAGAUUGAAUGAAGGAUUUUAGCUGCACAAAUAAAGCUGGGGUAAGGGUGGAAAAUGCUGAUCAAAUGCUUUCUUAUUUUUUUCUUUUAUUGCUUACUUUUAAGGAAUCCACAUAAAAGAACCCAAAGGUCGUUUUAUACACUCCGAAACUACUUUUGUUGAAGCUUUGGUGGGAUAAAGGUUCUUCCAGUGAGUCAGAUGUUUGACAUUGCAAUGACUAGGCCUUGUUUUGUAACAAGACAAUUUAAAGCCUUUCUGGAUGGCAGAACCAAUUUUAACUUUGAAACUUCUGGAAGGCCCAACAUUUGUGGGCUGGGAAAAUCUGUGUGAAUCUAAUUUUAUACUUGAUUUUUCUUUUCUUUUACUCUCCUGGAAUAUGUUUAUCAUAAUUGGAUCCACUCCUUUUCCUACCACUGAGUCAAAUUUGAAGUCAAAGUAUGCUGAUCAGUUUUUUUAUAAGAAUAUAUAUAUAUUUUUGUCCAAAAAUGGCUUACAUAUGUGAUUAUGGCUUCUUCAGAGGGACCUGGAAUGUAUAUAUACUUUUGCUACUCUUCCAGCAACAAUCCUAUACUAUCCAAAUUUUUAUUGUAGACCUCUUCAAGCAAUUUGCAGAUGAAUGGGGUUUGUGGGGGAUUUCCUGUCUUUUCUCCUAUAAGAGCCAACGCAGAAGCAGUAGUAACAUCAUCUGAAGCUGCUGUAUGGUUUCCUUUCAGAGAACUCUAGAUAGUGUGUGUGUGUGUGAGGUUUGAUUUGAGGUGGCUUUUCCUCAUUCCUGCUUGAAUUACAAUUGGCAUACACCCAGCCCACUAAGGGCCACUAUUUCCAUCCCUAACAGUCAAAAGGCAAACAUAUUUAUUAUUAUUUUCUUGCAACUUUGCAAAAGAAAAGAAAGAAGACCUGCCUCUUUUGUGUUACCAAGAAACACCAUUAAACUUUUUCUUAAGUUUUGGAGUCUAGAUUUUAUUCAUCCAGGGACUUCAUUUCUCUUCUGUAAAUAUGGCCUUAGCAAUUGCGGAAUCCAAUAGAAAGGAGUUAAAGAAAUAAAUAUAAAUAUAAAUAUAUAUUAUUAAAGGAAACCUGUAGCAGUCAUAUUUUAUGAAUUGAUGCAAAUAAAGGAAAUGAAUGAAUGAAUGAAAGGCUUUCCCUUCCUUCUUCUGAUAUAAUUCAGCCUUUAGAUUCACCCACAGAUCAUGAUUUUUAGUCUGGAAUGCAGAGUUUCAAUUUAUAUUCACAAAGCCAGGGCUGCUAUGGAGGAUAAGUACUAUAUUCUAGGUAUGAAACUUUAUUGCCUUCCCUUUUCUUAUGUUGGAUAUUUUUAUUACUAUUAUUAAAUUGAUAAAACUUUAUUUCCAUUGUAUUCAUAAUGUUCUGUUAUACAUAACAUUAAACUGUUCAUUAAAAACAA
This is a messenger RNA of Anolis carolinensis (green anole), 3561 nucleotides long. RefSeq names its product clathrin interactor 1 (gene clint1). The record is from RefSeq and is a predicted model, not a curated record. NCBI's taxonomy places the organism in Eukaryota, Metazoa, Chordata, Lepidosauria, Squamata, Anolidae. Gene Ontology annotation, cellular component: clathrin vesicle coat; plasma membrane; endosome. Gene Ontology annotation, biological process: endocytosis. Gene Ontology annotation, molecular function: clathrin binding; phospholipid binding. Bases 180 to 2141 code for a protein of 653 amino acids. The transcript is spliced from 12 exons.